CAUCUUCUACAAUCAGAUUCCCGCCCCCUCCCCCCGCGCAAAAGAAAACCCUGUUCAUCAAGCUUGCAACCUUUCCUUCUUGCUGAUGCUUCCCUUCAAUCAGACUGCAUCUCGGCUCCGUCCAAGUAUCUUGAAGUAUAGCAAUAAAGGAAGAUUUUUUGGGUUGUUGCAAUUUAUUACUGAUUUUGGGGUCAACUUAGCAAGAAGAUUUCACGGAGCACUAUCAGAACCUCAAAAUGGAAGAAGUGGUCAAGUACACGCUAGCAAGUUUAGCCAUUUUUCCCAGCCUGCCCUUAAUUUGCCCACUUCAAUCAUUUGGAAUACAGAAGGGGGAGAGCAAGCCAACGACUUGUUUUUAUCACUUUCUAACCACCAAAAUACAGAAGUUUCAUGCUUUUCUCAAAAGGGUUAUUCUCUAAUCACAGAAGAAAUUGUUGGCAGAACAGUUCAUGCCAUUUGCUUAAAGAGUUUGGUGAGGUUGAGUGUGUUCCAGACCAAUACAUUGAUCAAUAUGUAUUCAAAGUUUGGUCGUAUAAAAUAUGCUCGGUUAGUAUUUGAUGAAAUGCCUGAGAGAAAUGAAGCUUCUUGGAAUAGUAUGAUGUCAGGUUAUGUUCGAGUGGGUUCAUACUUGGAAGCAGUAUCGUUCUUUCGAGAUAUUUGUGGGAUAGGCGUUAAACCAAGUGGAUUUGUGAUCGCAAGUUUAGUCACUGCUUGUAAUAAGUCCUCUUGUAUGGCCAAUGAAGGUUUCCAACUUCAUUGUUUUGCAUUUAAAUGUGGUUUGAUAUAUGAUGUUUUCGUAGGUACUUCUUUUGUGCACUUUUAUGGUAGCUAUGGGAUUGUCUCUAACGCUCAAAAGAUGUUCAAUGAGAUGCCUGAUAGGAAUGUGGUCUCUUGGACUUCUUUGAUGGUUUCAUAUUCAGAUAACGGAAGUAAGGAGGAAGUGAUAAAUACUUAUAAACGUAUGCGGCGUGAAGGAAUAUGCUGCAAUGAAAACAAUAUAGCUUUAGUAGUUAGUUCUUGUGGGUUUCUUGUGGAUGUACUGUUGGGUCAUCAACUUCUUGGACAUGUUUUAAAGUUUGGAUUAGAGACUAAAGUUUCUGCUGCUAACUCUCUCAUAUCCAUGUUCAGUGGUUGUGGUGACAUUGACGAGGCUUGCAGUAUUUUCAAUGAGAUGAAUGAAAGAGACACAAUCUCAUGGAAUUCCAUCAUCUCUGCAAAUGCGCAAAAUGCACUACAUGAAGAAUCAUUUAGGUAUUUUUACUGGAUGCGCUCGAUCCAUGAAGAGAUAAAUGAUACAACACUUUCUAUUUUGUUAUCAAUUUGUGGCUCUUUAGAUUAUUUGAAGUGGGGAAAAGGGGUUCACGGUCUAGUAGUGAAAUAUGGACUAGAACCUAAUAUUUGUCUUUGCAACACUCUUUUAAGCAUGUAUUCUGAUGCUGGAAGAUCUGAAGAUGCAGAAAUGAUCUUUAGAAGAAUGCCAGAAAGGGAUGUAAUCUCAUGGAAUUCCAUGUUAGCAUGCUAUGCUCAGGAUGGAAGGUUCCUGUGUGCCUUAAAUGUUUUUGCUGAGAUGCUUUGGAUGAAAAAGGAGAUUAAUUAUGUGACAUUUACAAGUGCAUUGGCUGCCUGUUUAGAUCCUGAAUUUCUUACCGAAGGGAAAAUUCUCCACGGUUCUGUCAUCGUUCUGGGUCUGCAAGAUGAUUUGAUCAUUGGAAACACAUUAAUUACAUUUUAUGGGAAGUGCCAUAAGAUGGCUGAGGCGAAAAAGUUAUUACAGAGGAUGCCCAAGCAUGACAAAGUAACUUGGAAUGCACUUAUAGGUGGUUUUGCUGAUAAUGCAGAACCGAAUGAGGCAGUAGCAGCUUUCAAAUUGAUGAGGGAAGGGGGUACAUGCGGUGUCGACUAUAUUACCAUUGUAAAUACGCUCGGUUCUUGUUUGACUAAUGAGGAUCUGAUCAAAUAUGGGAGGCCCAUUCAUGCGCAUACAGUUGUGACAGGAUUUGAUCUGGAUCAGCAUGUCCAAAGUUCCCUUAUCACAAUGUAUGCAAAAUGUGGUGACCUUCACUCUAGUAGCUAUAUCUUUGAUAAAUUGGUGUUUAAAACUUCUAGUGUGUGGAAUGCCAUCAUUACUGCAAAUGCUCGUUAUGGAUUCGGAGAAGAGGCUUUGAAACUUGUAGUAAGGAUGAGACGUGCUGGAAUUGAAUUUGAUCAGUUCAACUUCUCCGCUGCUCUUUCAGUUGCUGCCGACUUGGCUAUGUUGGAGGAAGGUCAACAGCUUCAUGGAUCAACGCUUAAACUAGGAUUCGAAUGUGAUCAUUUUGUUAUAAAUGCUGCUAUGGAUAUGUAUGGGAAGUGUGGGGAACUGGAUGAUGCUUUAAAAGUACUUCCCCGGCCAACCGAUAGGUCACGCUUGUCAUGGAAUACAUUGAUAUCAGUUUUUGCCAGACAUGGACAUUUUCAUAAGGCUAGGGAAACUUUUCAUGAGAUGCUAAAACUAGGUAUAAAACCUGAUCAUGUAUCAUUUAUAUGUCUUCUUUCCGCAUGUAGUCACGGGGGGUUAGUCGACGAGGGUCUUGCAUAUUAUGCUUCAAUGACUUCUGAAUAUGGAAUUCAACCUGGAAUUGAACAUUGUGUGUGCAUGAUUGAUCUUCUUGGAAGAUCAGGAAGGCUUGUAGAAGCUGAAGCUUUUAUUGCAGAUAUGCCAAUACCACCUAAUGAUCUUGUUUGGCGGAGCCUUUUGGCUUCUUGUAGAAUAUAUUGCAAUCUAGACCUCGGAAGAAAGGCUGCAGAGAACCUUCUUGAGUUGGAUCCAUCUGAUGAUUCAGCUUAUGUUCUUUACUCGAAUGUCUUUGCAACAAUUGGCAGAUGGAAAGAUGUCGAAGACGUGCGGGGACAAAUGGGUGCACGCAAAAUUCAAAAGAAGCCUGCACAUAGCUGGGUCAAAUGGAAGGGAAAUAUCAGCAUAUUUGGAAUGGGAGACCAAACACAUUCACAGACGGACCAGAUCAAUGACAAGUUGUUAGAACUUAUGAAAAUGGUUAGAGAAGCUGGUUAUGUUCCUGAUACAAGCUACUCACUGCAGGACACAGAUGAAGAACAGAAGGAGCAUAAUAUGUGGAACCAUAGCGAAAGAAUUGCUCUUGCUUUUGGAUUGAUCAAUAUCCCAGAAGGUACUACUGUUCGGAUUUUCAAGAAUCUUCGUGUUUGUGGUGACUGCCAUUCUUUCUUCAAGUUUGUGAGUGGAAUCCUUGGGCGAAAGAUUGUAUUGAGGGACCCAUAUCGGUUUCAUCAUUUCACUGAUGGAAAUUGUUCCUGUUCCGACUAUUGGUAGUGAAGUUAUUCAUAACCUGAUCAAUUUCUGACUUCUCCAACGAUCAAGAAGGAGAUACAGGUGACCACUAGAAUCAUCCAAAUUAAAAAAACAAGGACAACUUAAAAUUCUUGGAUAGCUUAGGCCCAUUUGAUAGCCAUUUUUGUAGAAAUCCUUUAGAUUUUGAACAAAAAUCGGGACUUAGAAUUAUGUGAUGGUGAUCUAGAAGGAUGGUGUGAUGAUCCAAGUUUUUGUUCCACUAUUCGAAGUCUCUCAAAUUUUGUUCGAAAUACCGGAAGGUUUCUACUUUGAAAGUAAGCUUGAAACGCUUGUGAAAGAUCAAGGUAAUAUUGAAAUUUUGGAAAGAAUAUGGGCAAAGUUUAAAGAACAAACCUUUAGUUGAUGUAUGUUUGGAUGAUUUUUUUAUUUUUUCCCCUAUUUUUUUCAUCUGUUCCCCUGAUAGAUGUGUGUAGGCAAAAGCAAAACCUUGAAAAGCAGGAGAGAAGAACAGUGGCAGUAUGUGGUGAUCGGUUCUUGGCUAUAUCUAUCAAGAAGAGGUAACUAUUUAUUAGUCCAAAGGGCUUUAGAAUAUAAGUGGUUCUUUCAAGUUUUCAUUUCUUUGUAGCUGUCUCGUGACUUUCAAUGUUCCUUGAUAAUAAAGUUCAUGAAAAGAGAACAUUGUGCCUACUACUUUACCUUUCCUUCAACUUUCAAUUUUCUUAUUGAUAUCUUGGUUUCAUUUAAGUCGUUGUGAGAAUAUUUCAGGGGGGAAAAUACAUGUUUAUUCCCAGAUACUUACUCGAGGAGAUCGAACAACAACGGUAAAAAGGGAAUUGUCGGGGUGUUUGAUUACGAUGAUACAGAUAAGCUCUAAACUACCGCUUUGAGUUCGUUGAGAAAGUUGUUGCUAAGGAGAAAAUGGAGGGAAAGAUUGAAGCAUUAGAAGAAAAUUACUAGCAUUGAAAUAAAACUAUGCCACUCUUCUGCUUGCCUUUGUAUUCCUUUCGAUCUCUCUCGACGAAAGUUCGGUUUCUUGGAAAACGUUGUUGACUUUCAAUGUCUUGUGACAUAAUGCCUUUAUGUGAUGCAAAUUAGCAGGAUUUCAU
This is a messenger RNA of Cucurbita moschata (crookneck pumpkin), 4413 nucleotides long. Its product is annotated as pentatricopeptide repeat-containing protein At3g24000, mitochondrial. Gene Ontology annotation, biological process: RNA modification. NCBI's taxonomy places the organism in Eukaryota, Viridiplantae, Streptophyta, Magnoliopsida, Cucurbitales, Cucurbitaceae. The record is from RefSeq and is a predicted model, not a curated record. Gene Ontology annotation, molecular function: protein binding; RNA binding; zinc ion binding. Bases 86 to 3328 code for a protein of 1080 amino acids. The transcript is spliced from 5 exons.